AUGAAAUAUUUAAAUUUACUUCUUAUAAUAUUAUUUGUUUUUGGUGUAAAUGCCAACUCAUCGUCAUAUAAUAUUAAUGUCGAUAUUUUAGCAUUCUCAACCCUAAAAUACUAUAAUAUUAAUAAAUAUACUUUAUUAAAUUCUAACCAAGGUGUUGUCGAUAAUUCAAAUAUUGAUUCCCUAUUUGGACUUUUAGAAGAUGUUUUAUCUUUCGAUUCAACAAAUACCACUCUUCUUUUAACUUUUAGUCCUUCUAUUGGUUUGUAUUAUUUAUAUUCAAACAAUGGUGAUGAAAACUUUAAAAUCAUUUCACAAGUUGCAAUUAAUCAAUCAAUCUUUCCAUUUUUCUAUGAAGAUCAAAGAUACAUUUUUUGUGAUAGUUUAAAAACUGCCUAUUUACCAAUUUCAUUAGGUUCAUACGAUGUUGAUGUUUUAUCACUUAACUUUGGAACAGGUGAAAUGGGUACUAUCCGAUUACCUGCUACUGAUUCUGCCCAAAGCCCACAAUCUAAACAAGCAAUCGAUUCAGAAAACGAGAUUUUAUACAUCAGUUACAUAACCAAUCAAAACCAAACUAAAAUUGCCUCUAUUGACCUCCAAACCCAAAACACCAAAAACAUUUAUCCAAUAUCAAACAUUCCCCAAGGUAAUAUUAAAUUAAUGUUUACCAAUCAAAAAGGUGACUUAUUUGUUAUCAAACCAACUAACAACUCAAAUACCACUGUCACAAUUUGCAAAGUCGAUUUUGGUAACUCUAAUAACUGCACUGACAUCUACACCAUCUCAUUGGGCUACUACUUUGGCUACAACUACCAACCAUAUGUUGUAAACAACGAUAAAUCUGAAUUAAUGUUCAUUCAAAUCGCUGAAGGAACAACCACAGGAACCACAACUUUUAAUUUAAUAUUUUUAGAUAUUAACAACAGCUUCACACCAAAGAAUAAAUUAAAAAUGAAGUUUUUAAGUUUAUUUGUUUUGGUAUUAUUAUCUUUUAGUUGUAUUAACUCAACACCAAUAGAUGGCGAUGGCAGUAUCAACAUUUACUCGCUUUCACGAUUCCCAAACUUUGUUGAACAAUCAAUUUUAUUAAAUACAUUAAGUGGUGUAAAAACUAAUCAUUCCAUACACAAUUUAAGUGGCUCUUUUGAAGAUGUUUUAUAUUAUGACCGUUAUAACGAUACUUUUAUUUUAACACGUAGUGAUUCUACAGGUUAUUAUUAUUUAUAUACAAAUAAUUAUAACGAAAACUAUCAAAUGAUUUCACAAGUUGAAAUGGACAAAUCUUUAUAUCCAUUCUCCUAUUUAAAUCAAAGAUUUACCUUCAGUUCAGAUUCAAAAUCAGUCUUUUUACCAAUUACAACCAUUACAUCAAAAGUUAAUGUAUUAGAAAUUAAUUUUGGUACUGGUCAAAUGCUAAAAGUCAAUUUAGGUGUUACCGACUCUGCCCAAAAUCCACAAGCCAGACAAGCAAUAGAUGAUUAUAGACAAAUUUUAUAUGUUAGUUAUGUAACCAAUCAAAACACAACCACCGUUAUCUCUCUUGACCUCACUACAUACAAAACAGUUACCUAUCCACUCUUAAACAUUGACCAAGGUCUUGUUAAUUAUAUGUUUACAAGUCAAAAUGGUAACUUGUAUGUUAUCAAACCUACCCCAGGUUCAAAAACUAAUGUUACUGUUUGUAAAGUUGAUCUUGGUAUUACCAAUAACUGCAAAGACAUCUACACCAUCUCAUUAGGAAACUACUUACAAUAUAAUUACCAACCAUAUAUUGUUAACAGUGAUUUCGAUGAAUUAAUGUUCAUCCAAGUCGUCGAAGGUACAACCCCAAAAACAACAUCCUUCCAAUUAACCGUUAUUGAUAUUAUUAACAAUUUUACACCAAAAAAUAUUGAUUUCACAAUUGAUAACGAUUGGUAUUUAUCAUCCCAAAUUACCCAAAAUUUCUUUAACUUUUAA
Messenger RNA from Dictyostelium purpureum, 1959 nucleotides. RefSeq lists its product as uncharacterized. Bases 1 to 1959 code for a protein of 652 amino acids. The record is from RefSeq and is a predicted model, not a curated record. The transcript is spliced from 6 exons. NCBI's taxonomy places the organism in Eukaryota, Evosea, Eumycetozoa, Dictyosteliales, Dictyosteliaceae.